AUGCCUCAUACAAAGCAGACUGCAGGCAAAUCCACCAGUUGUAAAGCAUCCAGGAAACUACUGGCUAGAAAAGGCGCUCACAAGAGUGCGCCCUCUACUGGAAGGGUGAAGAAACCUCAUCAUUACAGGCCUGGUACUGUGGCACUCCAUGAAAUCAGACACUAUCAGAAGUCUACUGAAUUUCUGAUUCGCAAGCUCCCCUUUCAGCGUCUGGUGAGAGAAAUUGCUCGAGACUUCAAAACAGAUCUGCUCUGUGCUUCCAGAGUGCAGGAGGCAAGUGAGGCCUAUCUGGCUAGCCUCUUUGAAGAUACCAACCUGUGUGCUAUCAAUGCCAAACGUUUAACAAUUAUGCCAAAAGAUACCCAGCUAGCAUGCUGCAAACGCGAAGAAUGUGCUUAA
Mastomys coucha (southern multimammate mouse) is the source of this 399-nucleotide messenger RNA. RefSeq names its product histone H3.3-like. Lineage: Eukaryota; Metazoa; Chordata; Mammalia; Rodentia; Muridae. Gene Ontology annotation, molecular function: DNA binding; structural constituent of chromatin; protein heterodimerization activity. The transcript has a single exon. The coding region runs from base 1 to 399 and encodes 132 amino acids. Gene Ontology annotation, cellular component: nucleosome. The record is from RefSeq and is a predicted model, not a curated record.